UAUAAUUGUGACAAAUUAAUAACUGGCUAUUGCCAACCAAACCACCUAAUAUCCAACCUUAUUUCCUUCGACCCUCAGCUGGAGUCGAGCAAACACCACGGGAUAUAACCCCUCCCUCUCCAUCACUAUACCACAAUACAGUUAGGGAAAGAAACAAUGGCCCUGAAAAUUGGUAUCCCCACAAUGUCCCUCGGUCGCCCUGGCCUCCACUCGCUCGACGACAAGCUGCACGUUGCCGCCCAGCACGGCUUCCAAGGAAUUGAGCUCUUCAUCGACGACCUCGUCCAAACCCGCUUCAAUAACUCCCUCCUCAAAGCGGCCCAGCACACCUCAGCCGUCUGCAAAUCCCUUAACCUCACCGUCAUCUGCCUCCAACCUUUCUCCUUCUACGAGGGCCUCCUAGACCGCACACAGACAUCCACCCUCCUCACCCAAAAGCUUCCGCUCUGGUUCGAGCUCGCCCGCAUCCUAGAGACAGACCUCAUCCAAAUCCCCGCGAACUUCCUCCCCACGGACCCAGAAACAGGAGCUCCCCGCACAUCCGGCGACCUCAACCUCAUCGUCUCAGACCUCAAGGCCCUCGCAGACCUCGGCGCUGAGCAAGGUUUCCGCUUCGUCUACGAGGCCCUCUGCUGGUCCACACAUAUCGACACCUGGGAAGCAGCCUGGGCCGUCGUCAAGGCUGUCGACCGAUCCAAUUUCGGACUCUGCUUGGACUCAUUUAACCUUGCCGGUCGGAUCUAUGCGGACCCAGCCCAUCCCUCCGGGAAGACGGCAACGGCAGAAACUGACCUGGAAACCUCGCUCAAGCUCCUGCGGGACUCGGCUAAGUCGGGGGAUCUAGAUAUCAAGAAGAUUUUCUACAUUCAGCUCGUUGACGGCGAGCGGCUUUCUGCGCCUCUAGACCAGUCACAUCCGUUUUAUGUUGCGGGCCAACCUACGCGCAUGAACUGGUCCCGAAAUGCGAGGUUAUUCCCUUGUGAGGUGGAGAGGGGUGGGUAUUUGCCUGUUUUGAAGAUUGCUGAGGUUCUCUUUGAGAUUGGGUUUGAAGGGUGGGUGUCUCUGGAGUUGUUUUCGAGGACUUGUGCGGAUCCAGAUCCGAGUACGCCGAGAUUGCAUGCGGAGAGGGGGAUGGAGAGUUGGAGGAAGAUUGUUGCUGCGUUGGGGUUAGGUAUUGAUGUUCCGGCUCCACUAGCUGCCGCUGGGGGUAAACAGGUGAUGACGGUUCAGCAUCGAUUGUAGAUUUUGAAUAUCUAAUGCUUGGUUAAGUAACCUAUUUUAGUCAAUGAUUAAAUUAAGUAG
Molecule: messenger RNA, 1302 nt
Organism: Talaromyces proteolyticus
Lineage: Eukaryota; Fungi; Ascomycota; Eurotiomycetes; Eurotiales; Trichocomaceae
Product: xylose isomerase-like protein
Exons: 1
Coding region: 157-1242 (361 amino acids)
Source: RefSeq, a predicted model, not a curated record